AUAAAUGCAACAUUAGACCCCACAGGAGACAUUUUUUAGCUUUAGCAGUGAGUGAAGAGGAAGAUGGAGAAGGCUAGGGGAGAGCUGAGCUGUGUUCAUCUGUUGUCCUUUGGCUGGCAUGGAAGAGGGUUACCAUGGAUGUCCUAGGUACUAUCUGAUGACUGUAGUAGUUUCAUCUUCAGAGAGACCUUUCCUGGUAUACAAUAAAUAAAAGUACCUAUGUGCUCUCUGUGGGUCUCGAUAGAGAGACUAUAAAUUGUUUUAACCUGAUAUCAAGCACUCUGUAAGGUGGGACUAUUGGACAAUGCAGCAUACACACAGCUAGACUACAAGUGGUGGAGAAGAUGAAAAUAUUUAUGUGUGGUUGCGAGGAAAAGAAAACAAGUGGUCUGUCAUGUGCCAGCAAUACACUUGCUAAUUACACCAACGUGCACUGGCUCGCUUCCUGGUAUUCCAGUAUGGUUCCUAGAAAUGCUGGAAACGCCCACUUCAAUUAAGCCUAAAACGUCACUGUUUUAUUAAUUCAUAUGAGAUGCUAUUCAGAGUCAUUAUCUCCGAGUGUACUUUCAACACAUUGUGGAAAUGCCGUGCAGUGUGUCGCCUCAUUAGCAAAGUAUGGGAGCAGGAGUGCAGGACGACUAUUUAAAGAGGCCUGCAAAUGCUUCAGUUCAGUUCCAGCUGCAAGGAGGUUCCAUCAGGAGAAGGAAAAUUUUCAAAGAGAAGAAACUCAUCUCUACACCAAACCAACCAAUACUACAAGGACUCACCACUUUGAGAUUAUCUGAUCCAGUUCUUCUAGCAACAACUAUCAAAAUAGAAAAUGAGUGGAAGAAAAUUCUCAAUGAAAAGCAAGCUAUGUGUGGGUGUUGUGGCAACUGUCGCUGCAGCUGUAGCCAUAAUUUGCUUCGUAUCUCUAAGCCACCCUGUCUCCAGUUCAGUAGCAGAGGACAACGCCAUAGUCAAUCACAAGAGAUCGGUGGAGUUUGAAUCACAAGAUAACUCCUUUGCUGCAUCUGAGCCUAAGGUUAACAAGCGUAGCCGUCACCAGAGAGCCGUACCAUUGACUAGAGGAGGCACAAGUUCAAGCAGUCACUCCACUAAUGAGGUCAACUGUUACAGCUACGAAAAUGAUACUAUUCCUGCUGCACAUAUCAAAGGUCGUGGUCGUUUUGACAAGCCCGAUGGAUCUUCCAUGAUACCUGGAUACAAACAGAAGUGGACAUGUUCAGACAUAGACCCUCAUAAGCCAAACCACCUUGUUCAUGCGUUUGUCGAUGGAGGGAUGAGUUUUGAUCAUUUAGAGAAAAAACUGCACGUUCCAAAGUGCGGGUACUAUCAUAUAUCCAGUCAGAUUUUGUUCGAGUACGUUUCUACUAGGGUUAAUAGUUAUGCUAAUGUCAAGCACCUUCUCAAGUUCAUGCGAAACUGUCAAGACUGGACAGAAGACAAUGCUCUCUUGGUAAUGGGCCUAGCAACUGUUCACUCUGGAAAUGCCACCACUACCUUUGCUAGUGACAUUGUUAAGCUCUGCCGAGGUGGUACGGUGUGGGUGGAGAUUCCUGAGACUCAUAACAAUGAUCUGUUUCCGAGAGGAGACGACCAUGCCACGUUUCUGACAGCUGUUCUUGUUACCGAGACUUCCUGCCACUGGCCCCCAAAGACAACUAUGGACAACCCAGACCAUAGUCACGAUCAAUAAACUAAACUCUAUGCACACUUUUAUAUUAUUGUCUUGUACUGAAAUGUCUUGUAAUAGUGAUAAUUAUCUGCACUUUUUGUGUCAAUUAUGCAAAUUAAAAGUCAACUUCAAAUA
Halichondria panicea is the source of this 1813-nucleotide messenger RNA. Its product is annotated as zinc finger HIT domain-containing protein 1-like. Lineage: Eukaryota; Metazoa; Porifera; Demospongiae; Suberitida; Halichondriidae. Gene Ontology annotation, molecular function: nucleosome binding; tumor necrosis factor receptor binding. The transcript has 10 exons. The record is from RefSeq and is a predicted model, not a curated record. Gene Ontology annotation, cellular component: membrane; Swr1 complex. Gene Ontology annotation, biological process: immune response; chromatin remodeling. The coding region runs from base 821 to 1699 and encodes 292 amino acids.